Molecule: messenger RNA, 2964 nt
Organism: Coccinella septempunctata (seven-spotted ladybird)
Lineage: Eukaryota; Metazoa; Arthropoda; Insecta; Coleoptera; Coccinellidae
Product: centromere-associated protein E-like
Exons: 12
Coding region: 123-2912 (929 amino acids)
Source: RefSeq, a predicted model, not a curated record
GAAACAUGCAUGAACAAAAUGUCACAUUUUGACAAGUCUCAUUCCAAUAAUCCAAAUUGUCAACUGCGGGGUAUAAAAGUUCUGAAGGUGAAAAAUUUUCCGUCCGAAAAUUAUCCGAAAAUAUGAUAGCCAAAUGCAAGGAUAUCUCUUCUAAAAUCAACGAAUUGGAGAAUAGAGUCAAUAGCAUUUCUAAGCCAAAAUUACCAACGUCUGGUAAAAAUCCAAAAAGACCGUCUACUGCACCUAUUGAUUCUAAUCAAACUAACUCCAGAGUAAAAUUGGCCCAUGAUAUGAUUAGUCAAAUGCAGCAGCAAAUUAAUGGGGACAAGAUUGCUGGUUGUUCAUCUGCUGAUGAUAUACAUGCAAGAAAUUUUGAUAACAGCCAGAUAGCGACUGAUAAACUAAUUUCCUUUCCCGAUAAUGUGAACCUUUCAUCUGAAAUUCCUGAUGGAAGUCCUCCGCUCGGAAAAGAAAAUUAUGUGGAGGACUUCAUAUACUCUUCAUCAGAAGGAUACCCUGGCUCUCCAAGGUGCGUUAAAGUGGAUGCGGAGAAAGAGAGCGAUGCAGCAGAUAUAAAAGUGAAAAAACCACAUUCUAUAAUAUCACUGAAGGAUCCACCAAAAACCGACGAGAAACCUUUUUGUGAAUGUAUGAUGAAUAACCCAUUCAACAACAAAAUCACCAAAAUCGGAGAAAUAACAGUGAUGGGCAUGGUGCAAAACUUUCCUGCUAAAUGGCCGACAGUUAAUACUAUUGAGAAACCAUUAAAUGAUGCUGAAAAGACUAUGGAUAACUUCCUUAUCGACAGCUUGAGAGGUGAAAUUGAAAAAGUGCGGCAUAGACUGUGUGAAAUUGGAAAGCGCCCUUGUGACAAUCCAAAACACGAUUCAGGAAUUGAAAGUACUGAUAUCACAGACGCUCCAUCGGGUGAUCAUGAAAAUAGGUCUCAACUCGUUAAGGAAGUCAGAGAUCUUCAGAUACGAAAUGCCGAACUUUCCGAACAACUGAAUAAUUAUAGAAGUUUGCAGGAAAAUUCUAUGAAUAAAGCUAAAGAUACCGCAUAUCUACUUAGCGCUUAUGAGGAUAAAGUCAAUGCUCUACAUGAACAGGCUUUGCGAUCAUCUAAAAUAAUGGCGCAAAGCAAGGAGAAAUUCUGUAGUAUCUUAAGAAGUAGAAAUUCGCAGAUAAAGAAUUUAUUUCAUAUCAAUCAACAGUUGAAAAAAACUCUUGUGAUCAAUCAAGAACAAAUGAACCAAUUGAGUUUCAAUUACAAGUUGUUGAAAUCUACUUAUAGGGAAUUAGAAAGGAGCGACAAGAAAAAUAAGGAGGAAAAUAAGAAAUACAAAGAUACCAUGUCGAAACUGGAAGAAGAACUGAAGUUUGUUUAUAAAGAAUGUAGUUUACUGAAGGAGGAAAAUGUGAGGUUUUUGAAGGAAUUGUGUUGUGCGAAAGACGAUAUCAAUAGAAGAUACUCAUCUCGAUUGGACAAACAUGAGAACCAUUGUCAGAGUCUCAUUUUGAAAACCGUUGAAAGUGAAGCGAAGCUAAUUCAAGAGGUCAACGAUAUUUCUCUGCAUUUGCACAGCCAAGAAAAUGAUCUUGUGAGUCUCAGAUCAGAAGUUAAGAAUGAGACAUUAGAACUAGAAUUGAAGUACAAAAAGCUUUCAUAUCAGUACGAAGCACUUGUGAGAAAGUUUCGAGAGUAUGAACAGUUCGACGAGAUCAAGUGCAGUUGCAUAGAGCAAGAACUUAGAGAAUUUUCGUUGAAAAUGAAGGAAAAAGAGAGUAUCAUUUUGAGAGAGAGAGAUGAGCUAAGAUCACUAGUGGAAGAACUAGCGAAGGCUAUAAAGCGGAACAAAACAGCAAUUAACGAACUUAAUUCAACAAACGAACAACACGAAAACGUCAUAGACAAUUUGAAUGAAAUCAUUAAAAUGAAGGAUGAAAAACUAUUAAGUUAUCAGAAAGAACUUGACCUAAUACGAAGUCAGUACGAAGAAUCCCAAAAAGAAAUAGAUGCUCUCAAGAAGGUACUGAAUGUUAUAGAAGAGAAGAGUUUGCCGGAACAUGAAGAACUAGAGAAAGAACUACAAGAUUUAAGAGAAUUACUGAAUCAAGAAAAAGAGAAUAACUUGAUCAAACAAAAAAUUAUUCAAGAUCACGAAGACACAAUAAGUAGCCUGAAGGAACAAAUAAAUGAGAAAUCAAUGGAGGUUGCAAAUAAAGUUGAGAGUCUUUGCAGAAUGAGAGAUGAUGUAGACCGGCUGACGGAAGAGUUAAAAUACAAGGAAUUAGAUUUAGAGAAAGAGAAACAGGAAAAGUUGAUUAUCAUGGGCGAAUUAGAGAGUAUCAACGCCUACAAAGAGACUCUCGUCGAGCAAAUUUCGGAUUUGGAAAAUGCAGUAAAAAGUCGUUGCAGGAAUGAAGAAAUCAACGGAAUGGAUCAAAAAACUACGAUAAACAAAUUAGAAAAACAGAUUAUUGAACAGAAAGAGGAGUGGGACUUACAGAAAAAAAACUUGCAGAAAGACAAAGAAAAAGCUCUUCAUGCUGCAAAGUUCGCAUCUCAGAAACUUCUCGAUACUGUCAGUGAUUUUCAAAAACAGAUGUGCCAGCAAAAAACAGCGCAAACUAAAUUGUCUCUGCUACUUCAGGAGAAAGAACAACAGUUGGAAACUUUGACGAUGAAAGUUAGGUCGCUUGUACCCCUACAAAAUGGAAAUGAUAGUGGAAUGCUGAGCAACACUUCUCAUCAACAGAACAUUUGCACCAGCUUCUGCCAGAUAAAACAAAUAUAUCCGAGGCCAGAACAAAUAUAUCAAUCGAAAGAAUCGAUCGAGGAAGAAGAAUCCAGAACCUUUUUAGAUGAAUCAAAUUCAUAUUCGGCGUGUUGUGAUUAUUCUGAUACUUAAUGUUAUGUUUCCAGUACAAAUAAUUUCGACAACAAUAAAAACUUCAAUAUUG